AUGUCUGCCGGUCAACCAUCAUCUCCCAAGAAGUCAGGUUUGGACCCUUAUUAUCAGAAGUCAAACGUCACCGAGAUGGCAAAUUGUUACCACCCAACACGAACUCCAGAGUCUGUUCUAGCAGUUGCGGUAAACGAAGAGAAGUUAAAGAAAGCCCGCACCGCUGUCGAAGCGAUAAACAAACGAGACACGGACAUCAAACCGGAAAUUAUCAUCUCACUCGACCACCAAGAUAUCGUACUGGAGGUCGUUGCUGCCUCAAAAAAGAGGCUUGGCCAGAAGUUCUGGGAUGAAUGUGACGACCCAGAAGUCGUAGGACUCAAGGAGGCAGAAAAAGCUAUUCUCGCUCAACGCCGACAAGAAGCGGUCCAAAAGGAAGAAGAGAGAAUACAUAAAGAUGAACCCGACAAGUCUGCUUCCGGAUUUGCACGACGUUCGAAGUCUGAGGACUUUAUAUUGUAG
This is a messenger RNA of Glarea lozoyensis ATCC 20868, 462 nucleotides long. RefSeq lists its product as uncharacterized. The coding region runs from base 1 to 462 and encodes 153 amino acids. NCBI's taxonomy places the organism in Eukaryota, Fungi, Ascomycota, Leotiomycetes, Helotiales, Helotiaceae. The transcript has a single exon. The record is from RefSeq and is a predicted model, not a curated record.